UGAACAUUUCGUCAUUUAUAUUUAUGUCAACAUAUGUGAUACUCACAAUUUGGAACCAUUCUAUUUCUAAUUAAAUACUUGUGCGUGUAUUAGGACACAAAAUAUGCCGCCUCCACACGCAAUACCCUGCGGACCAAAUUGUGGUACCGGAUUCUGCGCUCCUCAUUGCUACCAUCGCGGUCGUGUGGUGGAAUUUCCACCACCUCACCAUCAGCCGCCACACCACCACUAUCCACCACCACCACAUUACCCACCGCAUCAACAUCCACCACCCCAUCUCCCACCACCCCACUACCCACCUCCACAGCAGCCUUAUCCACCCCCAACACAUGGUGUUCCUCCCCACAUGUGGCGUUAAUGUAGUUAUUAAUAACAACAUCUAAUACCGUGAUAUGAUCACGUCUAGAUAUUGCUGUUCCAUUUAAUAUUAAGAUCUGCAAUUUCUAUUUUUUUUGUUAAUGAAAUAUUUUUAACUGUCGAUAUCGUCCAAUUGAAACAUAUAGAUAAUGUAAUACAUUAUUAUUUUUUUGACUAUGAUGU
Messenger RNA from Achroia grisella, 540 nucleotides. RefSeq names its product histidine-rich glycoprotein-like. Lineage: Eukaryota; Metazoa; Arthropoda; Insecta; Lepidoptera; Pyralidae. The record is from RefSeq and is a predicted model, not a curated record. Bases 104 to 358 code for a protein of 84 amino acids. The transcript is spliced from 2 exons.